Physcomitrium patens is the source of this 1814-nucleotide messenger RNA. RefSeq lists its product as uncharacterized. Gene Ontology annotation, biological process: tRNA dihydrouridine synthesis. The record is from RefSeq and is a predicted model, not a curated record. Lineage: Eukaryota; Viridiplantae; Streptophyta; Bryopsida; Funariales; Funariaceae. Gene Ontology annotation, molecular function: flavin adenine dinucleotide binding; tRNA dihydrouridine synthase activity.
UGUGGAUUGCUGUGUGUGGUUCUCUGCCACAGUAGCGUUGCAACUUGACGGUAGUUGUCGCCGUGGCCCCUCUGAUAAUUCGUAACUGUGCACGACAAAGCGCAUGAGUCUAAUAUUCCAACAUGAAUUCGCAAGGAGUUCUGCUGAGGCGGCUGCCAUUCGCAAUGGCUGUUCCAUCUGGCUGUUCCCUAGUCUGGAGUUCCGAUUCUGCGCGGAUUGCAGAAGCCGUUGGAAGGAUUGGCCUUGUAUCCUGGCGUCGGCCGAGGUUCGUUCGAGGAACGCGCGGCAUACAUCUGAGCUUCAAUAGGGAAUUAGAGGUGAACGAAGGUGUUGCGGUUGUUUCUAGUGGGUAUGGGAGAGAAUACUUACCGCCACGAUUCAGAGCAGUGUGGCUCCAAUGAUGGAUUGGACGGACAACCAUUAUCGGACUCUCGCUCGCCUUAUGUCUAAACAUGCAUGGUUGUACACUGAGAUGGUAGUUGCUGACACUAUCAUACACCAGCAAGAUAACCUUGACAAAUUUCUCAAGUUCAAUGAAGUUCAGCAUCCUAUAGUGCUUCAGCUGGGUGGUAGCGAUCCAGAGAAGCUCUUAAAAGCAUCUCUGCUUGCUAGUGUAUAUGAGUAUGAUGAAAUAAAUUUGAAUUGUGGUUGCCCCAGUGAAAAAGUCGCUGGCCAUGGUUGUUUUGGUGCGUCGCUUAUGCUUGAGUCUGGGCUUGUUGCUGAAUGCAUGGCUGCUAUUGCAGAAGGUAGUCCAGGAACUCCUGUUACUGUCAAGUGUCGAAUAGGAGUUGAUGACUUCGACUCUUACGAUUUACUUCAUAAGUUUGUCACGACCGUAUCAUCUUCGUCACCAACACAGCACUUCGUUGUACACGCACGAAAAGCGAUACUCAAGGGACUGAGUCCUGCUGCAAAUCGAACUAUACCUCCUCUAAAAUAUGAAUACGUCUAUGCCUUGAUUCGAGACUUUCCAAAUCUUAAGUUCACAUUAAAUGGCGGGGUAGUCAACACCCACCAGGUGAACGAAGCCUUGCAGGAGGGAGUUUUUGGAGUUAUGCUGGGGCGUGCCGCUUAUAACUAUCCAUGGGCAACUCUUGGCAACGUUGACAAUAGUGUGUAUGGGGAUUCAACACCUCGGUUGACUCGACGGCAGAUUUUGGAGAAGUACGUGGAAUAUGCUGAUGCUGAGCUUCAUAAGUAUGGUCCGAAGAAGCCAAGUGUUAGGCAUCUUGUUAAGCCCUUAUUAGGGAUAUUCCACGCGGAGUCAGGCGCGGGUGUAUGGAGACGGGCUGUUGAUAAUUCCCUACGUAACGCUGAGACUGUGGGUGCCCUUUUGAAAGAAACACUAUGUGUGUUACCAGAUUUUGUGCUCGAUUCUCCACCUCCACUUGAAGCCACGUCAGUGUCGCUGCAUGCUAACCUGGCCCCCCUUCCACCGACUCCCUCAUUUGAAUGUUUUCAAGGUCGGAACCUUAGUUCCAGUAAUUUAUUAGGCACUAAAAUAUUGGUCAAUGAACAUGCAUAGCAAUGCCCGACAGCUGAUCUGGAUACGAGCAUACAUUGUAGUAGCAGAAUUUAACUUGUGCUCUCAGUUUACGAUUUUCUUACUGUUUUUACCUUGAGAGUGAGUGGUAUAAAUUCAAUGCCGUGUUGUGGCCUCUGCUGAUGUUGAAAGACCAGUUACCAGAUGGACACAUACUUCGAAGUUGCAACAUGCCCUAAAAGACCUGUGUUUGUCAUGUUCAGAUGCUAGACGAAUUAACCUUUAUAUUACUGAUCUCCCGGUUAAUGCAGACGUAAGUCACAUAAAUGCA